AUGAUGCACAGCCGCGCGUUGUGGAGCACGCAACCCCUUGCAGCAGCAACGUUGGGGGAAAACGAGGCGUGGGGGCAGAGAAGAAGCGAGCCUGGGGCGUGUUUGCUGCUGGAAGCUUUGCCAUCAGGGACAAGGUUUCCAUCUGCUGUUGGCCUUCUGCGCGAGCGCUACUCUGCUGUGUCUCCUGUAUCGACCACCUUUUCGUCUGCUCGCUGCGCGCGUCUCGGUUGCUGCUUCUUCUCCACCCCCCUUGAGACAGUCAAGCAACCCCACCAAGCAACUGCGGCAGGCAGAAGUAUGAUGCGCAUGUCAGCAGCUCGACGCACUGCAUGA
Molecule: messenger RNA, 333 nt
Organism: Klebsormidium nitens
Lineage: Eukaryota; Viridiplantae; Streptophyta; Klebsormidiophyceae; Klebsormidiales; Klebsormidiaceae
Source: the annotation of a GenBank genome assembly